AUAUACACACACACAUGAUUUGUCAAUCAGACUGAAACACACAUACUUUUUUUUAAUUUUCUCUUUUUCUCUUUUUCUUUCUUUUCUCUUUCUUAUUGAAAUGUAUAAUAACACAAGACAAGAACCAGAUAUUUUUGCUAUUUUAUCUCAAGAUGAUCCUGUAGUAGACAUACAAGAUGCUGAACAUAUAGACACAGAUGCUUUAGUGAUGGAUAUAUUUGAUACACCAUACCCAUGGAUGGGACAAGACUAUACCCCAGGUCUUACUCGACAAAAUAAUAACACUAGGCGUCAUUCAGUAGCUGCUGUGAGUGGAGGCAUGGCUGACUUCAAUUUUCGUAUGACCCAUCCAACAAUGAUGGUUGCACCACCACCACCACCUCCUCCUCCUCCUUCCUUAUUAAGAUCACAUUUAACAACAGUGAUGGAAGGUGAAUCCCAUCCUUAUAUGGGUCACCGUGCAUCCAUGCCUAAUAUUUUCAUGUCUGAAGAGAUGCCAUUCAUGCAGAAAUCAAGUUCGAUAUCAGCAAGAACAACACCUACAAACACACCUCCUCCUAUCCAAUUUAAUCCUAUGCCAUGGUCACAACCACCUUGUCGCAAACGAUCUUAUUCAACAGAACUCGAUUCAUUUCCUAUGAUCAGCAGUCGACGUGCGAGUGUGGCUACACCUCAAGACAUCUCUACUUGGCAUCGUAUGGUAGAUGCUCAUCAACCAGAACCCAGUCAAAAAAGAAUACGCACACAAGACGAAGAAGAUUAUCCGAUCAUUACAGAAGCAGAUAUGGAAGCAGCGAAAAAGGAUCCUAAUGCUAUUCCUCGUCGUCAGAAAUUACGAUUCGAUCAAGAUGAAUAUACACCUAAAUGGGUACGCUAUACAGGUCAAUCAAAAGAAGGCUACUGUGAUACAUGUCAACCUGGAAAAUGGCUUCAAUUAAAGAACAGUGCAUUCUGGUACCAUAAACAAUUCUUUCAUGGCAUUUCUUCUGUGUCUGGUAAACCAUUUGAACAACCCUUGCAGAAACAUGCGGGUGAAAACGAUGUGAUUGAAGGUCUUUGUCAUCAAUGCAAGCAAUUUGUGCCUAUCUGUAAUUCAAAACGAAAGAACAGUGUCCUUUGGUUUCGUCAUGCUCAUAAGUGCCAUAUUUAUGAUAAACCAAAGACAAAACAAAGCCAGAAACGUGCAUCCAUGUCUAUUGCUUCACCAUUACAGAAAAUAUAUUGAAUGUUUGUAUUACUCUAAAAAGUUGUCAACAUGAUAGACUUCUUUAAGAUGUUGUUUCUUAUUGUCUUUUUGGACACGUGCUAUCUUGGUUAGAAUAAAUUGAUUUGUGUGCCCAGACUAUAAA
Gilbertella persicaria is the source of this 1349-nucleotide messenger RNA. RefSeq lists its product as uncharacterized. Bases 101 to 1225 code for a protein of 374 amino acids. Lineage: Eukaryota; Fungi; Mucoromycota; Mucoromycetes; Mucorales; Choanephoraceae. The transcript has 3 exons. The record is from RefSeq and is a predicted model, not a curated record.